AUGUAUUAUGUCAGCCGGGCAGAAAACCACGGAGCCAGCUCGGGCAGGCCGGCGCUUCUCGAUCGCUUCGUCGACUGGAAAAUACCCAGGAUGCUGCUCAGAAACAAGCUCAACCAGAUCCUGGCCGAGAACCUGCUGGCCACCCGACGCUGCUGGGCCCCGCCGUCCUACACGAUCUCCAGGGCCUCCUCAACCGACACCCACUCCGACCCAUCAUCCUCAUCACCAGCAGCAUCAUCAUCAUCAUCGUCGUCGUCGUCUCUUUCCGACCUCCCCCCGCACACACAUCCGGCUUCCACAAGACUGCUUCCGGUCCGGCCAUCGACAUCCAAGCACCCGCGCCCGUCUCCGAAGGAGAACACGACGCUCGCCGCCGCCGCGCUGCUCUCACGCUCCCCGCUCCUCCUCCGCCCCCUGACCGAGUUCGAGGACGCCUAUUACCAGUACCAGCGCGAACUGAAUCUGGCCCUCGCUAAGCCCGUCCGGCCAUCGUUCUUCUUCAGACCCGGCUCCCAUGCCGCUAAGGCUUUCGACCUCUCCCUCAAAUCUAGCCAGGCUAUCCAUCUGCCCUCGGCUCCCGAUCUUGAUUCUUCCGCCUCCCAACCCACUCAGCAAAAACUCUCGCUUCAGAAUCUCGAAAGGGAACCCCAUCGGUCUAUCUACCUCUUCGUCAAGCUACUCGAUCCUCAAAGCCAGAAAUCUCAAUGGCAACUACCAACCAGUCAAAUCCUUCCGACAGAUAAUUUGACUCAAGCUUCACUAAGGGCCGUCCACAGUGGCCUAGGCCCGAACAUGGACAUCUGGUCGAUCGGAAAAGUGCCGGCGACAGUCUACACACCCUCUCCAGGGUCGUCUUUCGACAAGGUCUGGGUGAUGCCGCAACGGAUCCUCAGAGGCAAACCUGUCCUCUCCUCCUCCUCCUCUUCCCCCCCUCCCCCUCCCUCAUCGACUACAGACCAAUCGAAGAUUCAGAUACAGGACUUCGCCUGGUUCACUACGGACGAAAUUCGUGAGAAGGUCGAUCAGGGCCUUUGGGACGCUUUGGAACCGGUCCUCAGAUCCUAA
Puccinia triticina is the source of this 1065-nucleotide messenger RNA. RefSeq lists its product as uncharacterized. Gene Ontology annotation, cellular component: mitochondrial large ribosomal subunit. NCBI's taxonomy places the organism in Eukaryota, Fungi, Basidiomycota, Pucciniomycetes, Pucciniales, Pucciniaceae. Gene Ontology annotation, molecular function: structural constituent of ribosome. The coding region runs from base 1 to 1065 and encodes 354 amino acids. The transcript has 4 exons. The record is from RefSeq and is a predicted model, not a curated record.